AUGAGUAUAACAACUAAUUCAUUGAAAUCUUUAAAGUUCACUAAUUCAGAAUUAGAAAAUAUUUUAGAAAAUUUUGGAGACGGUUCUUAUCCAACAUAUAUGCAGAAUGUGAAAGAGUUUUCCAGAUUGUUGAAUGAAUUUAAAUAUAACGGACCAAUUACUAAAAAGGCUAUAAUGAGAUAUUUAUAUCCCAAAAAAGUUGAAAAACAGGAGAAUAUUCCUCUUUAUGGUCCAGAGGACCUGGGCUCAGAGAGCCUUGAAACACCUCCUGAAUAUUUUGAAGAAAAAAUUAAACAAGAUGAAUAUUAUAACGAUGAGAUUGAGAAAUUGGAACAAUUAAGAAAUGAAAUAGAUGAAAGAAUUAGUGAAUUGAGAAAUGCUGAGAAUGAAGUAGAGGGUUUAAUGAAUAUCCCAGCUUCAGAAUCAGAAGUUCAAAAAUCACAUGAGGAAAGAUAUAAAAAUUACUUUUUGGAAUCUACUAAAAAUUUAUUAGAUGGUGAUAUUGACGAAACACUUUCAGAAGAAGGCACAAAAUUUAUUCAUAAACAUAAGCUUCAGUUUAUUGACGAUGGAGAUUAUCCAUGUAUAUUACUUUCACCUCCUCUUGAUUCUGAAAAAUUCAAAAAAGCACUGAAAAAU
This is a messenger RNA of Trichomonas vaginalis G3, 639 nucleotides long. RefSeq lists its product as uncharacterized. Lineage: Eukaryota; Parabasalia; Trichomonadida; Trichomonadidae. The transcript has a single exon. The record is from RefSeq and is a predicted model, not a curated record. The annotation marks the transcript as partial.